GUCUCCCUCCAUACGAGUGGAAUACAUAAAUAUAUUUGUGCCAGCAUCGAAAGGAAGAUACGAUGACAAGAUAUACGUAUAGAGAUAAGUGUGUGUUAACUUCUUUUGGUUUUCAGGAACUUUGUGUCGUUUUUGUCUUCCUUCUUGAUCUUCAAGGAAUUCCAUUGUUGAAGAACACUUUAUCAUCGGAGAAAGUAACUUUUAAGCUCUCGCGCUCUUUCCUAUAUUGUUGUUGCGGUUAUUGUUGAUGUGUGAACUGCUGCUGUCUUUGUUUUGAGUCAGUCCAGCAGAUAUCUUACUAUAGUAGUCAACAAGAUCAGCAACAGGUGAGAGAGAGAAAGAGAGAGACAGAGAGAAGGGGAAGGAGAGAGAAAGAGGUUCACACACACACACAUCAAUUAACUAAGAAAAAAGUUUCCGAGUCGGCAUUUUUGGGUGGAGUCAGGUGGAUAUAUAAAACCGUGUACCCUCAAGCGAGAGUUACUUAAAUGAUACCCUUUACAAGUGUUGUCAUUCACUCGCGCGAAUCAAUCACCUGGGUACGAGCGGAUUUUUUUUUAAUACUGUAACAGCUUGCUUGUGUUACUCGGCUGGUUAAUCAACAGGUAAAAACACACCUGCGCGCAAGCGCGGAAUACCAACUAAGAUAUCCAGUCAAUGCCACGUUAGAUGAAUUCAUCCAAUCAGGUAGGGUCUUAUUCAAAAGAAGUUGGGCGACUGGUAAUGUGGCACUCUUAAUACAAAACACCUUCUUAGCAAAAACACCAAGAGUCAAGACUGGCUUCUGUAGUGUUUUGGGGGUUUUUUUCUCCUCUCUUUUCUUCCUCUUAGUUUUUUCCCUGUUCAUCUCCCUCGGCUCCGUAAAAGGAUGGCUACCUCACAUAUCUUAGCUUUAUUUUGUGCCACAACUGGGAAAAACUGCGAAGAGCUGGGUGUUGACGAAGAACAAAUUGUGCUGCUGGUCUAUUUACUCUAUGAUGUCACCAACAAUAAGGUGGUUGCGCUACAACAACAUUUCGUGAAGCCCCAACCAAAUGAAAUUUCGGAAACUUUACUAACCGAAGAUUGUAAAACAGAGACAGGUCUUGAAGAAGAGGUUAUCAAAAACUCACAGCCCUUAGAACAUGUUCUCGACGAGAUGGAUCGAUUUUUAUCAGCGAAGGGAGUGCAUCCUGACCAUGGAGGGAAAUCUUUCACAAUAUGUGCAGAUGGACAAGCUCACCUACGCCAAUGUCUGCAUCCAGAAUGUAGUAAAAAGAACAUUAAUUUACCAAAAUACAUGUAUAAGUUUUAUGACCUGAGGAAAGAAUUCAGGAAAUUUUACAGAACUGAAGCUACCGGAAUCAAGUCAAUGCUUGAACAUUUGGGACUGAAACCAGAUCAGUCUGUGGAAUAUGGUGUCCAUCAAUGCCAGGAGAUGGCAAGCAUUUUACACAGAAUGGUAACAAGUGGUCAUUCAUUUGGAACUGCAGAAAUGAUUAAAGAACAUUUGGAACCAGGAAUAUGUACACUCUGUAAAGUGGUCGAUGAUUAUUAUUAUUAUCGUUAUCAUUAUUAUUAUUAUCAUUAUUAUUAUUAUUAUUAUUAUCAUUUGUUUUCCUUAUGUAGAGGCGGUGUGGCACUUUGUCUUAGUCAACAAGGUCGGCGAAAUGGAGAAGCUUUGAUUUGGUUUGAAAGUGAAGAACAUCGAGAUCUUGCUAUGAAGCGACACAAACACCACAUUGGCCAACGUUACAUUGAAGUUUAUAAAUCAACUGGCAAAGAUUUCAUCAAUGUGGCUGGAGGAAAUAAUCUUGAAGCUCAAGCAUUUUUAUCCAGAGGAGGACAAGUGAUUAUCCGAAUGCGCGGAUUACCUUUCACUGCAACUGUACAACAAGUGCUGGAAUUUUUUACCCGAGAACCUAAUCCUUGCAAUGUCCUGGAUGGAGAAGAAGGCAUCCUGUUUGUCUAUUACCCAGAUGGUCGAUCGACUGGAGAUGCCUUUGUUUUAUUCAGUUCAGAAGAAGAAGCUUCCAAGGCACUUAAGAAACACCGGGACACGAUGGGAACACGCUACAUCGAGCUGUUCAAAAGCACAAUGGCCGAAGUACAGCAGGUGCUAAACCGUAGCAUGGACCCAAGGAACCCUGAACAACAGGAAACUACUCUUCCACCACUGAUAGCCACACAUCCAACGUCUGGGCCUUUGGUGCCGCACAACAUGAUUUCUGCAUCUCGCAAGCGCGACUGCAUACGGUUACGAAACCUUCCCACUGGGGCCCACGUCACUGAUAUCUUGACUUACCUUGGGGAAUAUUCCCAAUUUAUUGUUUAUCAAGGAGUUCAUAUGGUUUAUGGUGCUAAUGGUGAACUUUCUGGAGAAGCUUUCAUCCAAAUGAACUCUGAAGAUUCAGCACACAUCACAGGCAUCAACAAACACAAAAAACCUAUGAUUUUUUCUAACAAGAAGCGUGUCAUAGAUGUCAUUCAGUGCUCUGCAGACGACAUGAACCUUGUCUUGGCCAACGGCGUCCCAACCAUUCUUCCAUCUCAUCCCCCCAUAAUGCCACGUCCAAUGUUUGCACCUCCACAUGGCACUUCUCUCAUUCCAACACCAAAUGCACUUACAGGAGUAAUUCCUUACAGUCCUAUUCCACAAACUGUACCUUCUUUUCCCCAUCCAACUUUGGCACACUUGCCUCCACGACCUUCAUAUUACCCUCCUGUCUUUUACUGGUACCCAAGUCCACCCGUUUCCCCACAGACCUACUAUGCUCAAAAUGGUCCAUCUGUUGUUGUAAUGAGAGGGCUUCCCUAUAACUCAUCUGUCCAAGACAUUGUCAACUUCUUCCAAGGGUUCCCUGAGCAGAGUUCGUCAAGAAACUCACAGGUACAUGUCACACUUCUAUUACAAAUUGCUUGCUUUGCAUGUUUCUUGGGUGUAGUGAAGCUUUUUUCUGUUCUUCAAAGUAGAUUUUUGUCCAUUCUAACAUUUUUAAAGCAAAACAAAACAAAAGAAAAUAAUAAUGAUAAGGUAAUCUUA
Messenger RNA from Octopus bimaculoides (California two-spot octopus), 3022 nucleotides. RefSeq names its product epithelial splicing regulatory protein 1. Gene Ontology annotation, molecular function: RNA binding; 3'-5'-RNA exonuclease activity. The record is from RefSeq and is a predicted model, not a curated record. NCBI's taxonomy places the organism in Eukaryota, Metazoa, Mollusca, Cephalopoda, Octopoda, Octopodidae.